UGACACAAAGAAGUUGGACUAGUGGGUUACUUUACUUAUACCAUCAUAAUCUCAGUAAAUUCUGCAUCAUACAGCGUUUAGUAGUGGAACGGAGUGGUUGGGUAUACCGGUGAUAAAAAUCCAAUAAAUCGAAUUGAAAACCGAUAGAUAGAAGAACCUCGAGAAAAUCUAAAGAUGAUGCUUCAUCAUCAUAUAUUCAGCUGCGUUUUAGUCAGCUUCAGUUUAUUUGUCGCAGCAAAUUCUGCUAGAAAUGAUGACUUCUCAGAUCUGAGAGGGCCUUAUUGUGAAAACAUCGGAUGCUGUAAUGAUAGAAUAGAUUCUUGUUCUGUGCCGAUUUUAGGAACUCUAUGCUACUGUGAUGAAUUUUGUAAUCAAACUAGAGUAGAUGAUUGCUGUCCAGACUACUGGUCUCAUUGUAGAGGUAUCACUCCUCCUCCACCAACGGAAGCACCACCAGAACCUCAAUACGGUUGUACUUAUGGCAAUCGAGCUCUUCGUUGGAAGCAGGAAGUCAGAGAAAAUUGCAAUAAAUGUGUAUGCGAACAAAUGCCUAACAAACAACUCGAAUUAUUAUGCGAAACAAACGUUUGUCUCGUAGAACAAAGUAUAAUUGAAAGCGUUAACAGAGAACAAGAACAAUAUGGUUGGAGCGCUACAAAUUAUUCGCAAUUUUGGGGAAGAACAUUGGAUGAUGGAGUUCAACUUAGAUUAGGAACAUUACCACCUCAAAGAUUUGUGAUGAACAUGAACCCAAUUAAAAGGAACUAUGACCCCGCAGUUUUACCCAGAGAAUUCGACUCACGUGAUGCUUGGCCUGGAUUCAUAACAGGUAUUCAGGACCAAGGAUGGUGUGGUUCAUCUUGGGCUAUUUCUACGGCAGCCGUUGCCUCAGAUAGAUACGGUAUAGUAUCCAGAGGAAAAGAAGCUGUCCAACUCAGUGCCCAACAUUUGAUAUCAUGCGACACCCAAGGACAGCAAAGUUGCAGUGGUGGACAUUUAGAUAGAGCUUGGUCGUUUACCAAAGCUUACGGAUUGGUUGACGAAGAAUGCUUCCCAUACGUAGCCAGGAACGAGAGAUGUCCAAUUAAAAGACGAGGAACGUUACAGCAAGCUGGAUGCACACCGAAAUUCAGUGAUAGAGUGGCUAGGUACACUGUUGGGCCAGCUUAUAGACUUGGCAACGAAACUGAUAUAAUGUACGAAAUAACUAGAUCUGGUCCAGUACAAGCUACCAUGAAAGUGUACCAUGAUUUCUAUAAUUACAACAGUGGCAUUUAUAGACAUUCAAACUUUGCUAUAAAUGACAAACAGGGAUACCAUUCAGUCAGGAUAAUUGGUUGGGGAGAAGAAUACACUUACAAAGGAAUACAAAAGUAUUGGAAAGUAGCCAACAGCUGGGGCACCAAUUGGGGAGAAGAAGGAUACUUCAGAAUAGCUAGAGGAAUAAACGAAUGUGAAAUUGAAACUUUCGUCAUUGCUUCAUGGCCGCACAUACACAGAAAAGUAUUAGCCAGCGCCAGCAACCACUUUUAAAUAACAUCACACGAAUAAAUCGAAUUACACUUAACUAUUGUGUUCUAAUUAAUUAAUUUUAUAAAUAAAGUAUAGCUUUUUGUACGAUAUUAGUUAUUUAAAUGUACAAACAACAAAUAUAAGCUUUUGUUAAUUUCAACUCUUGAUGGUAG
Psylliodes chrysocephalus is the source of this 1685-nucleotide messenger RNA. NCBI's taxonomy places the organism in Eukaryota, Metazoa, Arthropoda, Insecta, Coleoptera, Chrysomelidae. The record is from the annotation of a GenBank genome assembly.